UUCGUUUUGCUUGCGACGGUGUGUUGUGUUUUCUAAUUUCUAGUGAUGUAAUCUAGACACCAUUCAGAAACCGCUUUAAUCAGCUUACACUUGACCACCGUUAGUGUCCGUUGAUGCCAACCAUGUCGCUGACAAUGCUGCGGACCGUUUGUCGCUUGCAGCAGCAGCGCCGGCAUCCCGUGUCCUUCGCGCACUGCAGCGCCGGUUGCUUAGCGAUUCGAUAUCAAAGUACGGCUGGCGGUGGAAAUGGGUCGAAAGGCGAAAGCGACGAGAAGCAGUCUGCCAAGGAACGACUGACGGUGAAGUAUAGCCGAGAGAAUGUGAAACGCAACGUUCAGGGAUACGUCUUUUCGCGGUUCUUCGACUACGUGAAGAACUAUGACAAGGUACUGGAGAAGAAGUUCCCCUCGGCGAUGCACGUGUACCGCGUGUUUCUGGUCGGAGUGCGGGACUUUUUCAACGACAUGAAAAAGCUAGUCAAAGUGACGAAGAUCGUCUACACGCACGACAACGAUCUGCGAUGUUUAACACGGAAAGAGAUCGAACUCUACUACCAGAUGCCACGGGACAUGAAGAAGGUCGCCCCAGUGCUACUGAUAUCGGCGCUGCCCUUUGCAAACUAUGUGAUAUUCCCUCUAGCCUAUAUGUAUCCUCGAACGCUGCUAACGUCGCACUUUUGGUCGAUCCAGCAGAAGGCAGAAUUUGCGCAAAUCGACCUCCGCAAUCGGCUGGUUUACAAUCGUCGUGUCUUCCGCUGCAUGCAAUCGAAGCUGGAGGUGCUGAAAAAGAAUCAAGAUCCUAUGCACAAAAAAAUUAGCAACAUUCUCGGUUUGUUGGGCAGCGGUCUACACCCGACGUCCGACGAAAUUCUGGCCGCGAAAGAAGCCUUCCAGCGGCCACCGUUUCAUCUCAACAGUUUGAAUUCGUCACACUUGAAAUAUCUUUGCCGGCUGCACGGAAUUCACGCAGGGCUGCUGCGGCGGUUUCGAUUGAGCGAGCGGACCUACAUCGUGCACCACAUGGAUAUGGCCAUCAAGCGGGAAGGCGGAGUCCACAACAUGCCGGUCGAAUCACUGAAACAUGCGUGCUUUCUCCGGGGAUUGAACGCGACCAACCUUAGCACGGAGUCCAUGGUCGAGUGGCUGCAGGAAUGGGUGCAAGUGUCGCUCGUCGUUAAUGAAGAUUCCAUUAGCUUGCUGCUUCACCUGCCUAUUCUGCUGACCUAUAAUCAUACGAACAACUGGAUUCUGAUACACUGACCGACCGACCGACCGACCGAAUACUUAAAGUGGAGGGUUUCUGGGAAUGAAGAACAAUCCUCACGGACGUAUCAAACAGAAAUCAGGGCCUUUUCGUCGAGUACAUAAAAUAAACACAAGCCAAGUGAUAGGGUAAGACGAUGCGAGAUUUCAGAGGCCGAAUGUUAUCCGUCACAUGAUUUGUUAUCGUUACUAUUUAUCUUGAUCUACGUUAAACGCGCUACCAUGACAGAGAACAAUGGGCGCGCCGCUCACCAGUGUUCUCUGUACGUUUUUCUUGUCUCAGUUUUAAUAAAUCAGUGAGGUGGGCGA
Messenger RNA from Anopheles cruzii, 1571 nucleotides. Its product is annotated as LETM1 domain-containing protein 1. NCBI's taxonomy places the organism in Eukaryota, Metazoa, Arthropoda, Insecta, Diptera, Culicidae. Gene Ontology annotation, biological process: intracellular monoatomic cation homeostasis. Gene Ontology annotation, molecular function: ribosome binding. The record is from RefSeq and is a predicted model, not a curated record. Gene Ontology annotation, cellular component: mitochondrial inner membrane.